This is a messenger RNA of Danio rerio (zebrafish), 2095 nucleotides long. It is a transcript of the gene calm3b, whose product is annotated as calmodulin 3b (phosphorylase kinase, delta). NCBI's taxonomy places the organism in Eukaryota, Metazoa, Chordata, Actinopteri, Cypriniformes, Danionidae. The record is from RefSeq and is marked provisional.
GCACGGGUGGGAAGCAACGCUUGGAUUUUCGUUUAUUUUCUCUACGUAACGAGCAACGUAGUCCACACUAAAAUACAAUGGCUGAUCAGCUAACAGAGGAGCAGAUUGCUGAAUUCAAGGAGGCCUUUUCCUUAUUUGAUAAAGACGGUGAUGGCACCAUCACAACUAAAGAAUUAGGGACUGUCAUGCGGUCUUUGGGCCAGAAUCCGACAGAAGCAGAGCUUCAGGAUAUGAUCAACGAAGUUGAUGCUGAUGGCAAUGGAACAAUUGAUUUCCCAGAGUUCCUUACUAUGAUGGCCAGGAAGAUGAAGGACACAGAUAGCGAGGAAGAGAUCAGAGAAGCAUUCAGAGUUUUUGAUAAGGAUGGAAACGGUUAUAUCAGUGCUGCAGAGUUGCGUCAUGUCAUGACAAAUCUGGGGGAGAAGCUUACAGAUGAGGAAGUGGAUGAGAUGAUCCGGGAGGCAGAUAUUGAUGGUGACGGCCAGGUUAACUAUGAAGAGUUUGUCCAGAUGAUGACAGCAAAGUAAAACUGGAAACCAAAAGGAGCACAACAGACCAAACAGUGGGCAGCACUCUCACUGUUAACCUUCAACAAGCAUUCACAACCCAGUCUUUUACUCCUCUCCAUUUAGUUUUGCUCUCUUCAAUCCUUCCCUUAGUUUGAUCAGUCCUCUGCUCUGCUUGUUUUCGAACACAAUCUCCUGUCAUCUUCAUCCUCCGCAUUAUCUGGUUUUCUUUGGAAGAAAAAAUAUUUACAUGCACAACCAAGUUUAAAUCUUGCAUAUAUGAUGGUGAUGACAACAACAGUGUAACACAUGUAUCUAUAUUUUAAAGAUUGUGACAUACUAUAUGGACAAGAGCAAUGCAUGCUUUAUUUAUGUUUGGCAUGUUUCUGUGUGUGCGCGUGUGUGUGUUUUUUUUUUCUUCCCAGCUUGCCUCUUUUUCUAACUUGCUAGUUCUCCUUUAACUGCAUGUUUCUCAUGCAACCUCUGCUCAGUGGUCUUAGAACUGUAUGGUGAAUAACCAUUCAUGGAUAAUCAGGGGCUUUAUAUAACAAAAUGGCUCAAACUUCCAUGUCAUAGUGUGAUUGUUUUUGUAAGUGUAAAUCUGUGUGUCUGAGCGAGUGCUUGCAGUUGGAUUUAAAGUGGAGCCACGCAGUUCAGUUUACGUUUUGGUAUAGGGCUUGUUCAUUAGGGACUGCAUAACUAAUAUUUAAAAAUGAAGGAAUUAAAUUAUACAAACCUGCAUUUAAUAAUCCAAAAAUGGUUAAUUGGGGACCAGUUAUUUCAGUUAACAAUUGCUUCUUUUGCCCCUAUUUGUAUUCUUUGAGAUAAGUGGUGGAAAGUCUUUGACCUCCUUUCCAUUCUUACUAAUUUUUCUACCCCAAAGCAAAUGCCACCAAUUUGUUCUAGACUGGUGUCGAGAGGUUUAACGUUUGGUUUGAGCUCUAUUGGUGUGGAGUUUGUACUGAAGAUGUAGAAUAGUUUUCACUUUACUAUACAGUCUUACAUUUUUGAUGCUGCACUUGGUGUCCUAGUCAGUGAACCAUUUCUUUCUGAGGAAAACUAUUACAUUUAAAGCUGUGUGCUGAUUCUUCCUGCAGGCUGGUCGAUAUAUUUGUAUUCAUCAAAAGCACCUGCGUCGUAUGAUCUUUUCAGAAUAAUUUAUCAUGGAAACAGCGGCAUGUUCUCCUCUUCCAUUGGUCUUGUAGUCGUGCUCCAUGCACAGUGGCUCCAGAUAGACUGUCUGCCAUGAAACCUGCAAAUGCAGGCGCUUUGAAUGAAAUCCAAUUUCUUUUCUUCUUUUUUUGUAACUGUAUAAACCAAGGUUAAACAAACAGCGCUUGAUGGUAGAAUCACAUACAUUAUGGUGGUAGUAUUGCAUCUUCUGCCCCAGUUUUAAUUUAUUCUGCUGUUGUUGUUUUUUAUUACCUUUAUAUGUUCUUUUUUUCUGAGAAGUUUACUGUCUGGUUCUUUUUUUUCCUCUCUCUUCCUCUGCCCAUACGGUAAUAUAGUUAAAAAAUGAAAUGUUAUGCAUUCCAUUGCAGAACUCUGGUUUUCUUGCUGAAUAAACGUCUUGGACCUCUGUUUCUAAA